Molecule: messenger RNA, 4252 nt
Organism: Melanotaenia boesemani (Boeseman's rainbowfish)
Lineage: Eukaryota; Metazoa; Chordata; Actinopteri; Atheriniformes; Melanotaeniidae
Gene: ccnk
Product: cyclin K
Exons: 11
Coding region: 116-1744 (542 amino acids)
Biological process (GO): positive regulation of DNA-templated transcription, elongation; regulation of transcription by RNA polymerase II
Cellular component (GO): cyclin/CDK positive transcription elongation factor complex; nucleus
Molecular function (GO): cyclin-dependent protein serine/threonine kinase activator activity
Source: RefSeq, a predicted model, not a curated record
UGGCGGUGCCCUUGUUACAAUGGGGGCUGUGGUUCACUUGUUAGCCAAGUUAUUAUAAUUAAAAGCUCAUUAUCCUUUCAGUUAUCUCAUAAAGGUGGUUUAUUCAGACGUCUACAUGAUAAAGUCCAGUGCAGCAGGUCCAUCCACCUCCUCCCCUCAAUCAAUGAAGGAAUCCAAGGAGAACAUGACUGGCCAAGCAAUUCUGGACCACAUCAAGCCAUGCUGGUACUGGGACAAGAAGGAUUUAGCCCACACGCCAUCUCAGUCGGAGGGCCUGGACCCUGGCACAGAGGCACGGUAUCGGAGGGAGGGAGCCCGCUUCAUAUUUGAUGUGGGGACCAGACUUGGCUUACACUAUGACACGCUGGCAACUGGCAUCAUAUAUUUCCAUCGCUUCUACAUGUUUCACUCCUUCAAGCAGUUUCCCAGAUAUGUGACGGGUGCUUGCUGUCUUUUCCUGGCUGGAAAAGUAGAGGAAACCCCCAAAAAAUGUAAAGAUAUCAUCAAAACAGCCCGCAGCUUGCUGAAUGAUGUGCAGUUUGCCCAAUUCGGAGAUGAUCCAAAGGAGGAAGUGAUGGUGUUGGAGCGAAUUUUGCUCCAGACGAUCAAAUUUGACCUGCAGGUGGAGCACCCCUACAUGUUCCUGCUGCGCUAUGUAAAGCAGCUCAAAGGGGAGAAGAAUAAAGUGUGCAAGGUGCUGCAAAUGGCCUGGACUUUUGUCAAUGACAGCUUGUGCACCAUGCUGUCACUGCAGUGGGAGCCAGAAAUUAUUGCUGUAGCCGUCAUGUACCUGGCAGGCCGCCUGUGCAAGUUUGAUAUCCAGGAGUGGACCACCAAGCAGCCAUCCCGUCGCUGGUGGGAGCAGUUUGUCCAGGAUGUCCCAGUUGAGCUGCUUGAAGAUAUUUGCCACCAAAUCCUGGACCUGUAUUCCCAGGGAAACAAGCCCAUUCCUCAGCAGAUGCAAGAGAAGGAGCGAACGCCAACUCUUUCCGCCUCUGUUCCCCCAGCACCGCAGGGACAGCCGCCUGUCACCAGCCCUCCACCCCCACCACCAAAAAAGACGUCCCCCCAGGGUGGCAGCCCUGCUCGUCCGCUUAAACGCUCACAUACUUCUCCAAAAGAUGAACCAAAGGCUCCAGCAGAACCUGUUGGAUCAAAGAUUCCCAGAUUGGAGAGCCCCAUGCCCCCGCUGCCUGCAUCACAACCUCCCCCAGCUCCUCCCACAGAGGCAGAACCAGGAAAUGAAGCAGCUCCUCCACCCCCACAUGCCCCACCUCCACAUCAGCCUCCUCCACUUCCCCAUCGCCCUCCUCCACCUCCACCCUCCAAUUACAUCAUGUCCACUACUGGUUCUUAUAUGUCUGGAGAGGGCUACCAGAACCUACAGUCCAUAAUGAAAACAGAAGGUCCCUCCUACGCCCCCAUGCCACCCAGCUAUGCACCUCCAAUACCGCCGUAUCACCCACAUGUCUAUCCGCCACCUGCAGCACCACCUCCAGGCCCUCCACCUCCUCCUUCCACAUACCCACCGCCCAGUUUGCCACCAACCUAUCCUCCACCGGGCUAUAACAGCUACCCUCCACCACCGCCUCCACGUAUGCCGCCAGGCCACGUACCUCCUCCAGGGAUAGGUCUUCCACCCACUGGGUACCCUCCUCCACCUCCUGUGCCCCCAGGACAGUCACAAGUGCCCCUUCCACCUCCACCUGGCAUGGCUAUGAACCGUGGUGGCUGGAUGAGAUGAGGCUGAUCCCAGCUGAGCUUUUUGGAGACUGGAAACGACCAGGAAUUUGUUUUCUGGUUCCAACCAAGGAAAGUGGAGCUGGUUCACCUUUAGUGCAACUUCUGAUACACAGCUGCUGAGGCUGUAAAUGAGGAUUUCUCAGCUAAUGAACUUGAGAGUAUAAAAGGAAGGUCUGGACAGUUUUGUUUUGAGAACCACAAGAGAAGUAAAGUUUCCAGUGAGUAUUUGGGGAAAAUUGUGAAACGAGUGACAUUAGCAUCUACAGGAUGGGAGCCAUGGUCCCACCUUCAACAUGUUACUGUAAACAUUUUAUUUCUGUUGUGGGAACGUAAUCUAAUUCUGUUUUCUUCAUUGUCUCACAUGCUGUCCUCACUUAUUUCACUGUGAGAUGUUACUUAUUUUUGCUUGCCAUGAAAGUAGAUCUAAGGAUCAGUCUUGUAUUCUUUUUAUUCUCUUAUAUUCUUUCAUUGUGAAUUUCCAGUUGUCCCAGUUCUGGUUUACUGAGUUUCCAGAUUUACUGAUGGAAAACUGGAAUUUUCCAAUAAAGUUCAUAGUGUCUAUAAUUUUCUAUAGCAGAUUUAGUUAUCAGACACUUCGUUUUAAACAUCAACUGAUUCGUACACGUCACACAACAUCCAGUCACACCCCUGGCAAAGAUGGAAGACUACAGUAGAAACAUGUCAGGUAGGGUUAUGCUAAAACCAAGUGUCUGAUAACAUAAGAACUAAAUCGGCUAUAAACUGGAGUUUAAAGAGAACUGGUGGCUGAAUGUGCAGUAGUUCAUGCUGUAUUAGUUUGUUUAAAACCUGAUUCAAAUUCGUAUUUCACUAACUCAAAAAAAUAUUUUUUUUUCCAAGAUAUUUCUGCUAAAAAUAACCUUUAUUUUAUUUUAAUCAAUGAAGUACAGAACUGAAAACCUGUCAGAUCAACCAUGUCUAACACUGGACAGCAUACUGUUUAUUUGUACAUUUAUACUGAUGGUUUGGAGAGCUUCUAUAUGUGCCUUAUUCAGGCUUCUCUGUAUCAUCAUAGAUUCGGUUUAGUUAAUGAACAGUUCUCGUGACAUUAACCUUCAUUCCCACCUAAUUUUUGAUCAUUUCCGCCUCGACAUUACCAAGUUUCUAUGGUUAUAACUGAAGAACUACAGGGUCAUUUUCAUUCAAUGACACCUCAUUUGAAAGGUAAUAAGCUAUAGUUUCAUAAAAUGAUCUUUACUAUGUGGCUGAAAUACAACCUGACCCACAUCAGGUAAAAUUUAGCUAAAACCCUUUUUUUUUCCCCCGUCCCUUAUGCAUUUUUUAUACCCAUUAUUAAAUAAGCUUAAUUUUUAACAUGCCUCAUGCCAGACACAAAAUAUUUACUACAUAUCUUCUACACUUUGUCAACUACAUCUGGUUGAAAUAGUAGAUUUCUAGGUAAAAUCUUAUGGGAGCUAUAGACUUUUUAGUCUCAAGUGACCUAUCCAAAUUGUGCCAAAUGCUUUUACUUAUUUCUGUGACGUUGCAAACAUUACCGAUGUUAAAAAAAAAAAAAAAAAAAAAAAAACGUCUGGCUGGAAUUUCCAAAUCAUAUGGAAUUUUCCUCUAUCUCAGCCUUAAAUAUGUUUUCGUCAGAUUUGCGUUGCCUUAUCCACUCUCAGACAACGAACAAUGGGGGUAGAUGACGCCACGUGACGUACCACUCGGAAUUACGUGACAACUCAAAACUUUGUACUACGGCGAAAGCAUGUGAAUAUCCCUUCUCAUAUAGUCUCAGAUGGGUUUUGCACCCAUGGAGGGUCAGAGGUUUCAGCUCCCUCACUUUCUCUGCAGUUUAACAAGAUGAACUAAAGACCAGGUUCAUGUUUUGGACUGAUGGCCUGGGGAAGAAGCUGUUCAGGAGUUUUAGAUCAGAGUGUCCAGUAUCCAGUAAAGCUAGAAAAUGCAGAAAUGUAAAUUCUCAAACUACAGAAAAUAAAUCCCAUGCUCGUCUUACUGGUGAUUCAUGGGAAGCUCAGUGCAUCUCAAGCAAAGCAGGGAGCUGGAAACACAUCAGUUCUGCAUAAAGACAUCUUUAUGCAAGAAUGUCAAAAGAUCAGUGUGAAAUAGACCUCUUCAUCAUACUGCAGUAGCAUUAAAUGUGGACAAAUUUAAAUCUAUACACAGAUUUAAAAAUGACAGAUUUUUUAAAUACUUUUAACACUGGACCCUUCUGGUAAAAAGUAAUACAAUUGAUCAUGGAAUAAAUCGACAAUGUGACAUCAGGACCACCAAACCGGUUGGCAGUCCCGUUAGCUUUGUUGCUGCUAGAGAUUUCGUUUCUUUUACUAAUUGUGUAAUUGUGUUUUGGUAUUUGGUACUUGGCUCGUUUGCAGAGAAUCUAAGCUUUCUAACAAGGUAUGGCUUGCCUAUAUUGACAAAAGUGUUAUUGGAGAAGUUUUAGUUUAUCAAGCAAAAAGGCGAUCAGGUAGUAAUGAAGAGGUUAAUCAACAGUUCUCAUGACAUUAAAGACCUGCUUUUCUUCCUUGAA